UGUACACCUCGGGCAUUCCACCCUUUUUAUUUUAAUUAUCCGGCGUCGAUGACAUCAUGUCAAUCCACUUGAUUUCACAUGGAUCACGCUCACUAGGUACUGAGCCAUUGUUUCGGUUCAAAUGUGGUGAUACAUUGAAUUGCUAUUUUCAUCCUCGUAAUUUUGUUAUUGUGGUGUGAAGCGAGUGAAUUUGGGGAGGAGAGUGCGAUGAUUAUUUAUCGAUAAACAGAUGAAAGUUAAUGAGAUUAAUUAAGUUUUGUCGGGGGAGACAUGACUGAAUGUGAUCUGAGAGACGUGGAGACAUGGAAUGAGCGUGCUGACUGCAGGGCUGUUGGAUUAAAAUAAGCCGCAAGUACAGACCUAGUGGGAAUACGUAUUAAGUUAAAGCGGGGCUAUGGCGCCUCCAGACAGGAUAACAAGAUGCUCACCAGCUCCUCCUCCGCGCUCGGGUGCUGGCUUCAGUCACUCGGUCCUCGAUUUGGCACAAAUUCGCGCACUGGUGGAGUCAACCGGCAUGGUGGGUGGCUCCAUGUGUCCAUCAUGCGAAAUGCCAUUCGACAAAGGAAAGAAACGUCGACUCAUUGAUUCCUGUGGCCACGAGAGAUGCUACUCGUGUCUAUUUCGUAGCGAGGCAUGUCCAAUAUGCCGUAAUAUAUACGAAAGUAGACGAGAUGAUUCUGUUAUACUGCAGGAUGACAUUGUCAAUUAUGACACUGGUUUCUGCUCUUCCGAGCCAGUUUCCAUAAUUGCAAAUGAGGACUGGAAUGACGACGUCUCGGCGAUAAACUCCCUCUGCGGGAGUCCACGACUGAGGACCAAAAACACCAGAAACAUGAAUCGUAGUGUGCAUCAGGGACUGGAGAGCGUCACAUUUUCAUCAAUGAUGGGAAAGGGACCAAAGGGCAAGCCGCCGGUUCUUCCGGAGUUAAUUGCCUCUCAGUCCCGUCACAAGGCUCAAGUAAUGGCUCAAAGCUGCCCAACGCCUCCCAAUCAAAGGAGACGAUUCUUCUUGAGUCCGAAGGGCCUGAAGAGUCCGUUCACACCCCAGAGGUCGAGAAGGGGCGCGGCGCCGCCACCGGAACAAGGAAAUGAUAAUCCAUCUGCGCUUUCAGAUGACGAAGGAGGUAGUGUGAAGCCACUGUCCUCGAAGAAUCGAAAAUCCUCGCAGUCCGAUCUCUACAUGCGCCUGGGACUUCUCCUGGGCUCAGGCCACCUCCGCACCUCGUCCGGAGUGGACAGCACAGGCAUGCCAUGCUCAAAUCGAAAUCCCUCAUCAUCACAGCCCCAACGAUCAGACGUCACGAGAUGCCACGAGACAUCCUUCAGCAGUUUAACGAGUUACGACCAGCAGACUAUGGCCUCGACAAAUACCAGCCCCGUCUCCACACUAACAGGCACAUCAAGCGAGGCUGAAGUGGCAGCAGCGCUGCGCACCCCCAUAAAACCAAAGGGGAAAUCAAAGCAAAAAUCGAAAAUCAAAGACUGUGAUUCGGCGGGAAGCCUCGCCUCGAUAUCCACCUCGAUAUCAGCCUCAACUUCCAUGUCGAUGUCGAUGUCGGUAUCGGUCUCGGGCCUCUCCAACGGCAGUUGCAGCCCCCUGACCCCACGCAAGCACUCGACAAACCCCGAGGACGAUGCGGGCCUGAAGAACCGAAGGUCCUGUGCAAGAAAAUCCGGUCGAGGGUCGGCCAAGCCCCUAGAAUCGAAAAUGAGAUUUCUGUCUCAUCCUGUGGCGCAGCUCACGCUCAAACCCCUGUUCUUCGAGGUCCCGUCGGUCGAGGCAGAUCCCCUGUUCACCGGUCGCUUUUGGCUCCUUCAGGAGCUUGAGAAGGUCAUCAAGGGCUCCAGCCCUGGAAUUCUCAUUUCAGGGGCUCCAGGCACAGGCAAAACGUCGCUCAUUCUCCAAUUGGUGGAACACAGCUGUUUUGGGAGGAGAAGAGAGCAGUCCCUGAGGGCGGAAAUUGCGGAGUGCGAUGAGGACGAGACCGACCAGAGCCAGCGACCCCCGCCCUCAACAUUUGAAAUCAAUAUGAAAAAAACUAAUGAGAAGAUAAGGGAGAUAGCGUCACACGUUGUUGCUUAUCACUUUUGUCAGGCUGACAACAACAGCACUUGUUUGGUACCUGAUUUAAUUCAUUCGAUAGCUGCCCAACUGUGCCAGGCCCCUCAGUUAAUUGCGUACAGGGAGUACUUGCUGUCGGAGCCACAUUUGCAGGGCUCACUGUCCCAGAGAGAGUGCACAGUGGACCCUGACCUCGCCCUCUCUAGGGGCGUUCUGGAGCCAAUGCUGACUCUCAGGAAGGCUGGACGACUUCCUCAAGUCAAUAUGGUGGUGCUAAUUGAUGCCAUUUGUGAUGCCGAGUACCACAGGCCUGACAGGGGUGACACCAUUGCCUCCUUUCUCACUAGACAUGCACCCAAUUUCCCCAGUUGGAUGAAAAUUAUUUGCACUGUGAGGAGCGAACUCAGGGAGUGCGCCAAGGCUUUUCCGUACACUAGAAUUUGCCUGGAUAAAAGUGCCAGUGGCACCAGCGGUGUGUCCAUUGGCAGGGAUUUGUCUGAGUAUAUUAGUCAUAGAAUGGUGCAGAGCACUGUUAUUCAGGCCAAUGUGACGGCUAAUGUCAAUGGAAAGGAGUCCUCCUGCGGGGCUAAUCAGAACAGGUUCGCCACUCAUCUGCUCUCACUUGCGGGGGGCAGCUUCCUCUUUGCCAAACUCACGCUUGAUCUCAUUGAGAGUGGACAUCUCGUUGCUAAAUCUGCGUCUUAUAAGGUUUUGCCAGUAUCAUUAGCACAGAUAUUCCAAUUACAUUUUAACCUGAGGUUCCCCACUGCCACUUCGUUCGAAAAGGUCCAGCCCCUUCUUGGCGUCUGUCUGGCUGCCCUUUAUCCACUUACCCUUCCGGAAAUUUUCUACUCUGUUAAUUCGUUGUAUACGGAGCAGUUCGUUUCAUGGGAGGAAUUUUUACAGAGAUUCAAGAUGCUCUCUGGUUUUCUCGUGAAACGUCUGGACGACACCUACAUGUUUUUCCACCCCUCCUUCAGAGAGUGGUUAAUCCGUCGCGACGAGAAUGAAUCUCCGAAAUUUCUCUGCGACCUCCGCCUGGGCCACACAGCAAUAGCGUUUCGCCUGGCUCGCCUCGAGUGUCCCCUCGCGGGUGACAAGGUUCUCGAGCUGGGUCACCACGUGUUAAAAGCCCACUUCUACCGAGGUGUGACCCCCUCCUUCCCCUCGCGAGACCUCCAGGCCUGGUGGAUGACCUCGUCGUCGGAGUGCGUCUCCUCAGCCCUCUGCACCCUCCGCAACAUCUACAGUCCCAACGUCAAGGUGUCGAGAUUGCUCCUGCUGGCAGGAGCCUCCCCCAACCACAGAACAGAUUACCUAGGCAAUGCCCCAGUCCUCUGCAUGUACGCCCACGAGGGCUCGGUGGAGAUGGUGUCUCUCCUCCUGGAGUUCGGAGCUGACGUCGAGCUGACGAACUCCCAGGGCUGCACAGCCCUGUCCCUCGCCUCGUCGCGAGGCCACUGCGACGUUGUUCGUCUUCUGGCUGGCGCCGGGGCCUCGUUGGGCCACGCCGACAUCGCAGGCCAGUGUCCGCUGGUCCAUGCAGCACGCCACGGACGUUUUCCAGUGGUCGGUUACCUCCUGGCUUGCGACUGGUCCAUUCCCCCCUCCGAAAGUCAAAUUGAGAGAUCAGACACUGCGUCCGAGAUCUCUCGGGAGGAAGCAGCCCAACAAGCGGUCGUCGCCGCCGCCUCCCAGGGCCACGAAUCAGUGGUUGAGUACCUCCUGGACAUGGCCAAAGUCAAUAUCGACGAGGCUGACACGUUAAUUGGAGAAACUGCCCUGACAAUUGCCUCCGCCCAUGGAUCGACGGCUACAGUGUCAGCUUUGUUAGCCAGAGGGGCGAAUCCCACAGCUGUUAAUUCCAAAGAAUUAUCUCCACUGAUGCUGGCAGCCAGAGAGGGCCACUGGGGGACUGCGGAACGUCUUCUCCAGUUUGACUCGUCGAGUUCAAGGGGUUCGGCUGAGGGGGACGUGCCGGGACUUCUCCUCGAGCAAAGGGACAACAUGGGACGAACCGCGCUCAUGAUUGCUGCCUCUGAGGGCCACACCAAUUUAAUUGACUUGUUCUUGGAGAAGGGCGCUGUGCUCGAGGGAGUCGAUAAGGAGGGACUGACUGCAUUGGGCUGGGCGUGUGUCAGGGGGAGAAUUUCUGCUGUGCAGUGUCUCUUGGAUCACGGUGCUGAUAUCGGAGCUAAUGACAAGACUGGCAGGACGCCUCUGGAUCUCGCUGCGUUUCAGGGGAAUCCGAAGUUGGUGCAAUUGCUGUUGGAGAGGGGAGCUGCCGUUGAACAUGUGGAUUUGAACGGGAUGAGGCCACUGGACAGGGCUAUUGGUUGUAGAAAUGUACCUGUGGUGCAGUGCUUUUUGAGGAGGGGUGCCAAGUUGGGCCCUGCGACGUGGGCCAUGGCCCAGGGAAAGCCCGAUGUGCUGUUGAUACUCUUGAAUAAAUUACUGGAGGACGGCAAUGUGCUUUACAGGAAGGAGAGGCUCAAGGAGGCUUCUCACAGGUAUGCCUAUGCGUUGAGAAAGUUUCCUGGGGCACCUGAGCAGGUCCACGAUGCGCAGAGCCAGGAGGGCAGCAAUCUGAUCCUUCAUCUGCAAACUUUCACACAGUUGAAGCUCAAUUUCCUGCUCAAUCUGAGCAGGUGUAAACGUAAAAUGAAUGAGUUUGAGGAAGCUGUGGAACUGGCAGACGAGGCUUUAAAUAUCCGUCCAUCGUCCUAUGAGGCCUUUUACGCUCGUGCGAAGGCGAGGGUCGAUUUGGGACUUUAUGAAGACGCCCUGAUCGACGUUCAAGAGGCUCUACAAAUAGCUCCAGUCAACAACCGACAAGAUCGACGAGUUCUGUGCGCCUUGAAGGACGAGGUAGUGUCGAGGAUAGAGGGCACGGGAAUGGGAUGCAGCAAAACAGUCGUUGACGUGACUUCCAGGAGAUUCAGGGCAUCUGUGGAUACGCUGACCGAGCUUUAGAAUUCCUCUCUGCAUGUGGCCUCGUUCGACUUCCUUUCGAUCGAUAUUUACGAUUGGAGGGGGAACGCGCAUGUGCGGAUAUCGUUGAAACCUAUUUAUUAUUGAUGAUUCUCUACUUUGUUAAUUAUUGAAGCUUCCAAUCUAUUCCAAAGCUUUGCAAAAAAAUUGAAAAACUGUUUUUAAGAUAUUUUAAUUAAAUUAAAUUAUGAAUUAUGUUUUUUAUGCUCUCCAUUCGCUCAUUCGAUUGGACAUCGAACGCAGAUUAUUUGAUUUAAACGUAUCGUGUAUCAUACUGGUAGCACAACUGGUUCUGUUUCGAUUGGUUUUUCUUUCAAACCACAUGUAUCGGAGAAGGUGAGAUAUUUUGUCGUUUCAUUUUUCAGUAUUUGUUUCGAAUUUUAAGAGUCGUAGAUAUUUAAUGGAAUGAUGAAUAUUCGGAGCUUAAGAGGCAACAAUUAUCAGUAUCAUUUGUAGAUUAUUAUUCAAAUGUAAUAAAUUCGUGAGAGAAAAAGAAAUUAUAUUGUGUCACAUUACCUUUUAAUGACGAACGUUUUUAUUGAGAAUAAAGAAAACAACG
This is a messenger RNA of Diachasma alloeum, 5612 nucleotides long. RefSeq names its product protein TANC2 (gene rols). Gene Ontology annotation, molecular function: protein binding. The coding region runs from base 395 to 5035 and encodes 1546 amino acids. The transcript is spliced from 8 exons. NCBI's taxonomy places the organism in Eukaryota, Metazoa, Arthropoda, Insecta, Hymenoptera, Braconidae. The record is from RefSeq and is a predicted model, not a curated record.